Colossoma macropomum (tambaqui) is the source of this 2191-nucleotide messenger RNA. RefSeq names its product transcription factor EC (gene tfec). Gene Ontology annotation, biological process: regulation of transcription by RNA polymerase II. The transcript has 8 exons. The coding region runs from base 216 to 1469 and encodes 417 amino acids. The record is from RefSeq and is a predicted model, not a curated record. NCBI's taxonomy places the organism in Eukaryota, Metazoa, Chordata, Actinopteri, Characiformes, Serrasalmidae. Gene Ontology annotation, molecular function: DNA-binding transcription factor activity, RNA polymerase II-specific; RNA polymerase II cis-regulatory region sequence-specific DNA binding; protein dimerization activity. Gene Ontology annotation, cellular component: nucleus.
GAUGACCCUCUGUUUGAGGUGAUUACCACACUGGGCAAUAAAAGGGCAAGCCUGGCCUCCUUGCUAAUUAGGUCAUUUACUGCAGCCAGUCAGUUUAUAAGGACAGCGGUGGAUAGGAGGGGGCAGUCACUACGUAUCCACUCACAAGAUAACCUCAGCCUGUGAUCCUACUAGAGUUCCUCCUCUGAGCUGUAGAAGACACGCUGGUUCUGAGAAUGCCACACUUAACUGACUGUAGCUACUACAAGAUGCGAGACGGAGCCAGAGUUUCCAGCGUUCAGAACCACCUGGAGAGCUCCAAGUACCACAUACACCAAGCCCAGGCCCAGCAGGUCAAGCAGUACCUGACCCUGGGCAGCAAGCUUGCCAGUCAGGCCCACCCGCACCCAGGGCAGGCCCUGGGCCCCAUGCCCGUCAUGCGCAAUGGACACAUGCCGCCCGUCAGCGACAACAGCACACCCGGCAGCCCCGUCACCCUGCUAACGCUCGCCAACAGCCACGACAGUGAGUUUCCAAUGGAUGAAGUUAUUGAUGAUCUAAUUAGCCUUGAAUCCGGUGGCUUGGAUUGUAUGGAGCCUAGCAUCAUAAUGCAAAACAACGUGUCCCUGAACAGUGGCAUUCUGGAGGUGUACGGCGGUGACCAAGGUAUGACUGCCCCUCAUGGUGGACUGACACCCCCCUCAUGCCCCACAAAGUUCUCUGUUAAAAGGGAAGUCACAGAACAUGAUACCAGAGUCUUAGCAAAAGAGAGACAGAAAAAAGACAACCACAAUCUGAUUGAAAGAAGGCGACGGUACAAUAUCAACUACAGAAUCAAGGAGCUUGGAACUCUCAUACCAAAGUCCAAUGACCCUGAUAUGCGCUGGAACAAAGGGACCAUCCUCAAGGCCUCAGUGGAGUACAUUAAGUGGCUACAGAAAGAGCAGCAGCAUGCCCGUGAGCUGGAGAGCCGACAGAAGAAGCUGGAGCAGGCCAACAGGAGACUACUGCUCAGGAUCCAGGAGCUGGAGAUUCAGGCUCGUGCUCAUGGUCUGCCAAGUACUCUGGGGGCUGUGGAACUCUCCUCUCACCUGCUAAAACAGCAGCAGCAGCAGCAGCAGCAGGCCCCUCAGCCUGUCCCAGGACCACAGGCCCCUCAGGCCUCUCAGCCUGCUCUGUACCCUCAGGAGGAGCUCAACGGUCCUGAAUACCUCCAGAGGACCUCCCUCCCCGCCAUUGUCUCAGCAGGAGGAGGCGGAGGAGUCAGCGAACAGGCUGAUGUCUCCACCACGUUCUCGGACCCGCUCUCGCACUUCACAGACUUCUUCAGUGCCACUCUGAAAGAAGAGCAUCGGCUGGAUGAGAUCCUGAUGGAUGAAGCGCUCUCGCCCUUUGGCGCUGACCCUCUGCUCUCGGCCACCUCCCCCGCUGCCUCCAAAGGGAGCAGCCGCAGGAGCAGCUUUAGCACAGAUGACGGUGACGACCUCUAACCAACUGACCUCUGUCAGACAGAGGUUGAGUAAAGCAGUCUGGCCCCUACAGGAGGCCCUCUAGAGGAGGAAAAAAGAAGCACAGGCUCUUGGACACUUGUGUGUGCAACUGAACUCCCGCUUUGUGCAUUGGACUACAGGGUGCUAAACUCUGGUCCUGGAUAUCUACUAGCUUGGAUAGUUUAGCUCCAACAGAUUUGGCUCUAAUGUCUUCUAUCGGUCUUGAUUGAUGAAUUGCUUGAUUCAAAUGUGCCAAUUCCACAUGAGCAAUAUAACACUGCUGUUGUAAGAAAACGUCCUAUUGCUGAAAAGGCACCUUUUAACAAGUAAAGAAAGUUCAAUUUUAGUAAAAGAUAAAGCUUUGCUUUGCUUCUAAGUGGCACAACUGUCUAUACGAUGCCUGGUGAUGCCCUAGCCAUCUGUAGUCAGGAGUCCAAUACAGCACAAUUGGCCUCACUCUCUCUGGAUGAGUAAGAUAGUCCUCCCUAACCCAUUACCUAGAGCAAUGCUAGCCAACAUGGCCAUCCAUUAGCUGGUGUAACAGAGUUGGAGGUUAGUGUUCUCCUCCAAGUAUGUUGAGCUGGCCAAACACAUUGCAUUAGUGUAAGUUCAAAAAGAGCAGGUGAUGAGAGAAGAUGCUUUCCUUUAUGACAGCAAAGAUAUAUUACGUCAAUAAAACUGCCACAAGUAUGUAAACUAAAAGACUUGACUAUGUUGAUGCA